This is a messenger RNA of Fonsecaea multimorphosa CBS 102226, 1200 nucleotides long. RefSeq lists its product as uncharacterized. The record is from RefSeq and is a predicted model, not a curated record. Bases 1 to 1200 code for a protein of 399 amino acids. Gene Ontology annotation, cellular component: endoplasmic reticulum. Lineage: Eukaryota; Fungi; Ascomycota; Eurotiomycetes; Chaetothyriales; Herpotrichiellaceae. The transcript has a single exon.
AUGAAGCCUCUAUCGGUCCUACUGCCCUGUGCAGCACUCGCCCAAUAUGUCGCUGCUCAAGGCGCAUACCUCUUUACCAUCGACCGCUCCAUCACCACCCCAUCGACCGGCAUGAUCGAUUCAGAAAUGGCCAGCGCCAUUAUCGCGAGAAGAAGAGCCCUGACGGCCGAUCGAUACCUGGGCAUCACAGACUCGAUGCUGCUCGAAGAUCUCAAUACCUAUGGAGGAUACCAAGCCCCUUUGUUUGGAGAGAGCCACCCCAAAGAUGCGCCAGGAAAGCUGUUCAUCAGAAUAUCUGGGGUCGAUAUGCAGGUCAACGACUUUAAUAUGGCCAUGCCUGAUCUGUGGAUUUCGGAUCCAACAAAAGACUUGCUCAGCGACUUCAAGGCCGUGACUGACGGGAGUCGUAAGGAGAAGGACGGACUCUGCGAGUAUGAGGUUCCCGCUUCUCGCAAUGCACCCAACAGCAAGGGCGUCGAGGUCGUCUUCACCUAUCCCGCCGAAAAUGGAAGAUGCCUAGCGGCUUCAGAGAUUCCAAAUAUCCCCAUAAUCCUGUCCCUCCACAGUUUCCUGCCCACCAACCCCUCGUCUGUCAAGACCCAAUUGAACUCCCUGGUCCGCAUCCUCAAACACUUCUCCGCCACUGACAACGUCGAAUCCACCCUCCUCCUGCUUCCCUCAACGAACAAAUUGAAGAACCCCAAGAAGAAGAACAAGGCCCACAACCACAAGCACGCCGCUCGCUCCGCACAGGAAUCCGAAGAGGAACGCUUGGACCUCCCGUCCCCAUCCUCCGUCUCUGACUUCGAGACCAUCACACCUGCCGCGAAUACGUCCACGAACUUCACCCUCCCUUCCGUGAUCCCCCAGUGUUUCACCUCGCAAUCCGCGUGCGAGAACACCACAAACUCGUGCUCCGGCCACGGCUCCUGCUACAAGGCCCACAGCAACUGCUUCAAGUGCCGCUGCACAUCCACCCUCGUCCGGAUCAACGAGGACGGAACGAAGAAGACUGUCCAAUGGGGCGGAAACGCGUGCCAAAAGAAAGACAUUUCUGUCCCCUUUGUCAUGUUUGCCUCUUUCGGCGUGGUCAUGACUGCGUUGGUAGCUGGCGCGAUUGGCAUGCUGUACAGUAUGGGAGCUCAGGAAUUGCCCAGUGUAAUUGGAGCUGGUGUCGCGGGGCCGAGAGCUCAGAAGUAG